Messenger RNA from Cooperia oncophora, 390 nucleotides. NCBI's taxonomy places the organism in Eukaryota, Metazoa, Nematoda, Chromadorea, Rhabditida, Trichostrongylidae. The record is from the annotation of a GenBank genome assembly.
AACUAUGCCACCGUGAUUGCCCACAACCCUGAGACAAAGAAGACCCGUAUUCGUCUCCCAUCCGGAGCGAAGAAGGUCAUCCAGUCCGCCAACCGUGCCAUGAUUGGAUUGGUUGCUGGAGGUGGACGUACUGACAAGCCUAUGCUCAAGGCUGGACGUGCAUACCAUAAGUACAAGGCCAAGAGAAACAGCUGGCCACGAGUCAGAGGUGUUGCUAUGAACCCAGUUGAGCAUCCCCACGGAGGAGGUAACCAUCAGCAUAUUGGUCAUCCUUCGACCGUCCGAAGAGACGCAAGUGCAGGAAAGAAAGUUGGUCUCAUCGCUGCCCGUCGUACAGGAAGAAUUCGUGGAGGAAAGCCAGUCAAGAUCACCAAGGAAGAGGCUGUUUAA